Molecule: messenger RNA, 4176 nt
Organism: Amoebophrya sp. A25
Lineage: Eukaryota; Dinophyceae; Syndiniales; Amoebophryaceae
Source: the annotation of a GenBank genome assembly
GGUUCUUGACUGCAGCAUUCGACAUUAAACAGACCAUGACGAAAGGAAGAGGUCAGUGUUUACCGUGUAGUUCUGUGCAGGAGCAAUUCAGUGCCAUUCUCUAGUGACCAGCUCCACGUCCACUACUUUCACGUACUUAUAUUACUUCGGAUUAAUAUUUUCUCGUCAUUUCUCAACAUACAUUUACAUUUCUCUGUAGUAUAGGUAGAUGCAUAACCAGCACAAGAAAAAUGGGUGCCGUUGUGAGCGUCUUUGGGUCCGUGGCAGCUGUGCUGGCUGGCUGCCUGGGCUCUUGCUUGGGCUCAUGCCUUGGCAGAAUCAUCGCUGCUGGUGUUAUGGCCUGGUUUUUGUGAGUGUUGGAUCUGUAUCUCAUUUUUUCCCUCAAUACAAGCAUCUUGUUUGAUCUUUUGUAAGGUCGAUAGAAGAGUAAAGAGCAAAUAGAUGAAUAAAUAAGAGCAUCAUUCUUCUUGAAUGGAAAAGACGCCACCACGACUUUAUUUUCCAACCUCUUCUAGUGCCAGCUCUUCUAAUUUGAAAAUCGGUGAUGGUAUGUGGCGACGGGCAUUCGGAGUUCUUCAGGCUUGGAAUGUCAUGUGGAUAUUCAUUUGGCGUUAUAGCGCAAGUGGAAUCUUUCCACGCAAUGGCUUUCUGUCUAUGUGGGAUUAUGGUCUUAGUUCGUGCAACCGAGAAGCUGGGACUGACGAAAUUUUGCGGCUGGCCUGCUUCGAACAAGGGGCGACAGACUGCGUUUUCUUCGCGUGCUUUUUGCUGUUUAAGGCGGGUUAUAUGUUGUGCAAGUCAGUACUAGCUCUUCGGAAAUCUUAGGCAGAUUGCCGAAUAGAUUCGCGUCAUCGUAUGCGCAAGUCAGUACUUCGUCAGUCUCCGCCAACUUUCCACCUUCUCCAAAUAUUCAAUAACCGCUUCAAACGACGAAAAAGUGUACGAGCGAAACAAGUAGAAGUGGCGAUGCCUUUUUUACUGGAAUUGAUAGGUGCUUCUGGAGCAAGAACAAAUACAACAACUAAUAAAGAUCACAUUGAUGUUGAAAAUGUCGGAGCUGAAACUCACUUCAUCGUACUUGCUUAAUACGCUACUUACUUCUACUCUAGUUCUACCUUGUCUAACUCUCUCUCAUUCCUUCUGCUUCUAGCAGCAGUGGGAGGCACGAAAAUGGCUUUGCGCCAGUUCUGGGUAGCGAAGUUUCUCUUUCCUGCUGUCAUCCCGUUCCUCCUCUUCUUCCUGUGUCCGAGAAUGCUUUACUUAAGAUAACUCGACCUACUUUCCUACUGUAGAACAAUCCUCGCCAAUUUCUUGAGUAUGAGUGCACUUUUUCGCUCCGUCGGAACAAGUAAAUGAGUCUUUAGAGCAACAUAUAAAAAUCUGUGUCCUCAUGCUCAACACAGUACGACUAAAUAAGUAUGCAUGCUAAAUUGCUACUUCUAGUUCUAACUUACGACGGUUGGAUGUAUUACCUCUGCGUCUGCGUCAGCUGUAUCUAUGCCACUCUCCAGAUGAUGCUUCUUUUUGAUCUAGGAUACGUAUGGAACGAAGCAUGGGUUGAAAAGGGAUUCGACGAUCAGCGCAAUGGGAUUCGGACUGGAGAUUAUUCUUCUUCAUCUUCGGGCCGCAAGUGGUUUUUCGGUAUUUUGGCUGCUGCGGGACUGUUCUGCAUCAUUGCCCUAGUCGCUGCCAUUGCCUUGCCGCAUGUGAUGUACCCUGGUCAAGUAGCGAAUAGAACAAUCGUGUGGACCAGUUUCGCUUUAACGUUGAUACUCGUUUGCAUCUCCGUCACCAACUGGUGCAAAGAUUAAGGCUGAAUACUGUAAAUGUAUAAGUUGUGCAAAGAUGCUGAAUACUAUAAAUGAAUGGUUCCGGUAUUUGGUAACCUUAAUUUGAUCAUAAGGGAAAACAAGAAGAGAACCCUUAGGAUCAAACUCAGGUUACCAAAUACCAGAGCCAUACAAUAAAUGUAUAAGUCACGUUCGUUGAGCAGACCACGCAUCCAUGAUCGAGAUCAUCGAUCUUUAUUGGCACCUUUUAUUUGGUAUAUUAAGGGACUCUUUGUUCUUUUACAACAGUAAAGGAAAUAAACGUGUCAAUUAUGUCAAAGAAGAUGAAAUUCAAGAUGUGCAACUAUAAUUCGGUUACGAGUUGAUAACUAGUAGUUCUAAGAAGAGGGGGCCUUUCUUCCUAGCGCAAUCGUUUUUGCCUAUUUUGGUUGGUUGCAGUGGCUGACGAUCCUGCAAAGACCUGGAGUACAGCUACCCGAUCGGACGGUCACAAGUCACCACCAACAAGGGCCCGGCUCAGGCGGAUUCCUCGGAGGCAUCGGCUUCAUAAGCGGUAGCAUUAGCUUUUUAUGCUCCUGAAGAGAGUUUCAGUGUUUUGAGGAUCGAAUUAAGAGUAGCAGGAACUAAGUCAGGAGUCUGAAGGAACAAACACCCCUGCGAGUCCCUCAGGCGGUUGAAUCUCGAUGCUGGGAAUCUAGUACUAUUUAGUUUAGAGUUGUUUGAUGCUGUCUUUAGUACAAGAGAUCUUCAAGAGCUAUAGAUCCGGGAUCUUCAACUUUCACAUCUGAUCUGAUCUCCAAGAGCUAUAGUUUGGGAACCGAUAGAUUUCUAUUGUGGGAUCAAUUGUUGACUUCGAUUCUGGGAUCUGUAGCAGGAACUAAGUCAGGAGCUACCACCCACGAGCAGUGUCAGACCUCUGCUCAUGCUUUAAUAUGGACAGUCAGAGGUGGUAUUGACUACGACGAUCGGGGCAAUCUUGCGAUGACCGGCGACCGAUACGCAGCGUGGGUAGUGGGAAGCGCGAUCAUGUUGGUGGCUUUGGCGAUCUUCGUUCGAAAUCCGAGUCUGCUCACAAUUACGCAAGACGCGAGCAUGCGAGAGAAAGAGGAAGCAGCAAGUAGCUCGGAUGAAGAAAAUCAGAGGCAUAACUCUUUUACGAAAACUAACCAACAACAAAAUUUAUUUACUUAUAAAUAUUGAGUUGUAGAUAAACGAGCACAAGCCACAAUGAUAUGAUGUUGAAAUCGUGCCCGUCUUGCUUUUGUUCUUCUGCUCGUCUUGCUAUUCUUGUUCUCCAAAAUCUGAAUCAUUGUUUUAACUACAAGCCAUGAACCAACUAGGUGUGCGUAUGGGGAUACAUAUCUACAUGUCUUAGUUUGUCUUUGUCUGGAGACCCAUUUUUUAAGUCUGCAUUCCUAGCGUUCUAAAGCAUCCAACGAAGAUGAAGAAGAUGCAGACGGCACGCCUCGCAGGACAAAGUUAGUGGAAAAACCACCUAGAGGGGAAGCUAUUGGAUUCCUAAUCGUUCACAUGGCCUCAGCUUUCUAUUUCCGGACUUUACUUAAGAAAGGACUUUUUGGUCUUUGGUAUGGAAGAUGAUGAUGAUGAUGAUGUUGGACAUGAUGAAGAAUCUUGUGAGUAAAAGUAUGUGAUAAAAAGCAGUUCCAGUUCCGCUGCUGGCAUAGAAAAGUUGAACAGGGGACGGCAUUUGGUGCGGGAGGGCAAACGCACAGCAAGAACCAGUACUCUAGAGGUACAACUCUUGGCUAACAGGGUUGUAAACGACCAUUUGAUUUCAUCUUAACCACGACCCCUUCUCGUGGGCUGCUAAAUUCUGUGCUUCAUACUCACCUAGUAUAGCACAACCUCUAAUCCUUUUUACCAACGACAAAAUCUUGCGGGAUACGUUUUAUUCGCCAUCACCCUCUACGUAAACAUCGCACUCUACGGAUACGCCAUUCUACGGCCACAGUUCGACUGAGGAGCAGAUGGAUUGUUGAACAUUGGAGCGGAGACAGAAGUACAGCUGCAUGGACAAAUAGCAACGUCUUGCUUUAACGUGUUGUUGUAAACUCUCUCUGCUACAACGAUGAACAUUGAGAUAUCACCACGUAGAACAUACAUACUAAAUUUUUUUGCCUCCACGUAGGACACGCACACGACCCAUAAUUAUACGCAACAUAAGCAAAGGUACUAGACGAAUUGACACGCCAUUUAGAGAUUCAAGACGAUGCACUCGCGGUCGCACAGAAGUGAAGAAUACUUAGGAAGCAUUGGCGUUUGGUCGUCAAUCCUUCUAGUACUAAGUGAAACGCAACAACAAACAUCAACAUGUCGAUAUUUGGUUUUCUUCGAUGAACAAGCGAGCUGCAGUUGCCUCUAAGAU